AUGGCACAUGGAAUAGUUAUUGAUGAGAAUGGUCGCUGGAGUGAUCAUUCACUUCAGAAUGUUGCAAUAUUGGCUUUUGAAGUCGUAAUUUGUGUUGUUUCGCUUCUUCAAGGAAAACUUGAUUCUUUAGUGGGAAAAUCGUCAGGUUAUAUUGAGAACCUACCCGAAGAAGUCAAGGAUCGUAUUAAUGGUUUAAAAUAUUAUCAGUCUGGGCAUGCCAAGUUAGAAGCUAAAUUUCAAGAAGAUAUUUUAGCACUCGAAAAAAAAUAUUUAGAGUUAUACAGGCCAUUAUAUGAAAAACGAUUAAAAGUAGUUCGCGGUGAGUGCGAACCAACCAAGGAGGAAAUAGAAAUAGGCGCGACGCUUGAUGAAGAACAACAGACGGAAAUAGAGGAGAACGCACAACCGGAAAAAAAUAAAGUACAAGAGAAUAAAGAGAGUAAGAAGGAACCUGUUAAAGGAAUUCCAGAAUUUUGGCUUACGGCUAUGAAAAAUUUAGGAACGAUUGCGGAGAUUAUUACUGAUCGGGAUGAAGAAGCAUUAAAGCAUUUGAUUGACAUACGCAUGUCAUAUCUCGAAAAACCAGGUUUCCAACUUGAGUUCGAAUUUGAAGAGAAUCGAUUUUUUAAGAAUAAAACCUUGACAAAAACUUAUUAUUAUCAAGAUGAACCAGGAUAUGGUGGAGAUUUUGUUUAUGAUCAUGCAGAAGGUACAGAUAUUGAUUGGAAAGAAGGUGAAGAUCUUACAGUGACGGUGGAAACGAAAAAACAAAAACAUAAGGGUUCAAAUAAAACUCGAGUGGUAAAGACCACAGUACCUACAGAUUCUUUCUUUCAAUUCUUUAAUCCACCAGCGGAACCAGAAGACGAUAACGAAGACGAUGAUGAUAAUUUAGAUGAACGUCUUGAAAUGGAUUAUCAAAUUGGGGAAGAUAUAAAGGAAAAAUUAAUUCCUCGUGCCAUUGAUUGGUAUACGGAUAUUUUAAGAUAUCACCUUGUUGCAACUAUUACUGAUCAAACCACAUUUCAUUACAUUGGAUAUAACAUUAGAAAUGGGCAGAACAACCGGAAUGCAAGCAACAAUAAAUAUGAAAUAACACGAUAG
Diversispora eburnea is the source of this 1104-nucleotide messenger RNA. NCBI's taxonomy places the organism in Eukaryota, Fungi, Glomeromycota, Glomeromycetes, Diversisporales, Diversisporaceae. The record is from the annotation of a GenBank genome assembly.